Mugil cephalus (flathead mullet) is the source of this 2795-nucleotide messenger RNA. RefSeq names its product copine-3-like. NCBI's taxonomy places the organism in Eukaryota, Metazoa, Chordata, Actinopteri, Mugiliformes, Mugilidae. Gene Ontology annotation, molecular function: receptor tyrosine kinase binding; calcium-dependent phospholipid binding. The transcript is spliced from 16 exons. Gene Ontology annotation, biological process: cellular response to calcium ion; ERBB2 signaling pathway. The coding region runs from base 99 to 1763 and encodes 554 amino acids. The record is from RefSeq and is a predicted model, not a curated record. Gene Ontology annotation, cellular component: plasma membrane.
GCACCGCCCACCGCAGCGUCCAGAGCGUUCAGAGUAGACACUGCACUAGCGUUACAGCAGCACAGCAGGCAGCUAGCAAACUAGCAACCAAGGCUGUGAUGGCUGCAGUAGGAGCCCCGGGGCCCGGGGCCACAGCCUGUGUGACCAAGGUGGCGCUGAGCAUCUCUUGUGCGAAUUUACUGGACAUGGACACCUUCUCAAAGUCCGACCCUGUGUGUGUGCUGCUCAUGAACACCUCAGGGGCACAGUGGUCUGAGGUCGGCAGAACAGAGAUCAUCCAGAACUGCCUUAAUCCUCAGUUCUCCAAGACUCUUGUCCUCGACUACUACUUUGAGAUGGUGCAGAAGCUGAGGUUUGAAGUGUAUGAUAUCGACAGCGAUAGCGGCAGUCUGAGAGAGGCUGACUUCCUGGGAGAACUGGAGUGUACCUUGGGACAGAUUGUGUCGUCAAGGAAAGUAACGAAACCACUUGUUAGGAAGAACAAGACUCCUGCGGGGAAAUCAACCAUUACUAUAUCUGCAGAAGAAAUGACGGACAGCAGGGUGGUGUCACUCGAAGUUUCCGCUAGAAAACUGGACAAAAAGGAUUUUUUUGGAAAAUCUGACCCAUUCCUGGAAUUUUACAAGGAGACAGAAACUGGAUGGCAGCUGGCUCAUAGGACAGAGGUGGUGAAAAACACCCUAAAUCCGACAUGGAGACCUUUUCGAAUCUCCCUGCAAUCAUUAUGUGGAGGUGACGUGGAGAAAUCUAUAAAGGUAGACUGUCUCGACUACAACAACAGCGGAUCUCACGACUUCAUUGGAUCCUUCCUGACCACAGUCAGUCAAAUACAGGAUGCAUCGAAAACGUUUGCGGCUGAGUUUGAAUGCAUCAAUAGCAAGAAGAAACAGAAGAAGAGAAAUUACAAAAACUCUGGAGUCAUCGUCGUUAAACAAUGCAAGAUAGUGAAGGAGUACACGUUUCUGGAUUACAUAAUGGGUGGCUGUCAGAUCAACUUCACCAUCGCCAUUGAUUUCACAGGCUCCAACGGAGAUCCCAAGUCCCCGCUCUCGCUCCACUACAUCAGCCCUCAGGGCUAUAAUGAGUACCUGUCAGCUAUCUGGGCAGUUGGUAAUGUCAUCCAGGAUUAUGACAGUGACAAGAUGUUUCCUGCUUUUGGGUUUGGAGCCCAGAUCCCUCCUUCAUGGCUGGUUAGUCACGAGUUCCCUCUCAACUUCAAGCCAUCGAAUCCAUUUUGUGCAGGUAUAGAGGGUGUGGUUGCCGCCUACCGUCAGUGUCUGCCACAGGUGAAGCUUUACGGUCCCACAAACUUUUCCCCAAUCAUCAAACACGUGGCCCAUUUUGGAAAACAGGCGUUGCAGCAGGACACUGCAUCCCAUUACUUCGUUCUGCUGAUCAUCACCGACGGAGUGAUCACGGACAUGGACGAGACGCUCAACGCCAUCGUCAAAGCCUCUCGGCUGCCCAUGUCCAUCAUCAUCGUCGGGGUUGGAGGAGCGGACUUCAGUGCCAUGGAGUUGCUGGACGGAGACGAUGGCAUUUUGCGCUCGGCUACAGGCGAGGCUGCCAUGAGGGACAUUGUGCAGUUCGUGCCAUUUAGGCAGUUCCAAAAUGGUCCUCAAGAAAUGCUUGCGAAGAGCGUCCUGGCAGAAGUCCCGGAUCAGUUAUCAGGCUUCUUCAACACCAUGAAUCUGAGGCCGCCCCAAAGUGACACUCCUCUCUCCGACCUCCCAGCAUCUGCACCACCCAGCGAUUUGUGCUGAGGUCUAACCCUCCUCCUCCUCCUCCUCCUCCUCCUCCUCCUUCUCCUCCAUAUCCAUGCUUCAACUCUCCAGUCAUUUCUUAUCUGCAUUGUUUCAGUAGAGUCCGUUUUAACUCUAAUGUUGUGUCAGCCAUAUCAGCAUGUGUGGUCCGUAAACACUAUGAAUCAGAUAUAGUGUGUAGCCAUAGUACACCGAUAUUGUCUGUUGUGACAUUUUUAACAGAUGCCUAACAAAGAUUUAUUUUAUCAUUUGCAUUUUAUGUGCCAGGAUUAUUAAGAGAUUUGUACUUUUUUACCUUGUUUCUAAGGAAUUUAUUUAAUUUUUUUGUGGAACAACUAAGCCAGCUAAUACUAGUCAUCUAAUUAGUGUUUCCACAAGAAAGGGGAAUUUGUUUGUUAUUAAGUUCUGUCUUAAAAUGAUCAACCCCUGUUUUUUCACAGUUUGAUGUCAGAUCUACAGAUUUUACCAAAUAUGUUUCAGGUAUGCUUCAAUAAUGUUUACACAAUAACUCGACAUUAAGUACUGUUUAAAGGAACAAUUGAAGUAAAUUUUACACUUCAAACUGUUGCUGAUUUUGUACUUUUUUUAUAUACAAAUUUGAUUAUAGUGUCUGUUUGAUUUGAUUCUUGAGCAGGUUUUUGUUUCCAUGUAAACAUAAGGAGAUUAAUGAUGGUCCAUCUCUGUUUCUACAUAUAUAUGUGUCAUACGUUCACUCUGUCUAAAGUUGAAGCCAUACAACUUCUCUGUUUACAGACUGUUAGGAAAACAGCCCAGUACAUUUCACUAAGUAUAUACAUUUAGUUGUUGAGUAUACUGAUUAUUGUGAUACUGUCUCACAGUAUGUGGUUUACCUUUAUUUGUCAUAUCUGUUGAUUUAUCAGUACCUUACAUUAAUGUACUUUGCAAUGCAAGUAAUAUAAUCUGCAUGAGAUGCCUGCUUCUACUUCAUUUUUUUAAAUUUAAAAUUUAAGAUUUUUGCUUACACUGCAAAUAAAAUACAACUAUAUUAAACACUAACGUUACAUGAAUUCA